Messenger RNA from Echinococcus granulosus, 1290 nucleotides. RefSeq names its product Cleavage stimulation factor subunit. The transcript has 11 exons. Gene Ontology annotation, biological process: mRNA 3'-end processing. NCBI's taxonomy places the organism in Eukaryota, Metazoa, Platyhelminthes, Cestoda, Cyclophyllidea, Taeniidae. Gene Ontology annotation, cellular component: mRNA cleavage stimulating factor complex. The record is from RefSeq and is a predicted model, not a curated record. Gene Ontology annotation, molecular function: RNA binding; protein binding. Bases 1 to 1290 code for a protein of 429 amino acids.
AUGUCUAUAAGAGAACGUGAUGUACUCUACCGACUUAUAAUAAGUCAACUUUUCCACGACGGCUAUCAGGCUAUUGCAAUUAAUCUUAUGAAUGAAGUAUCCCCAACUAUUUCAUGCGGUCCAUCAGCGCGACUCCUGAAACUAGUAAAGCUUGGUCUCUCUAUUGCAGAUGAUGAGCAAGAUCGGUCGGUUGCACUCGAGGGUGACAACAUUGCCCCAGGCACCGGCAUCGACCUGGAGAUUGAAAGUGAAAGUUCUACCAUGGCUCCCGAAGCUGCACUUUAUGAAACCUGCUAUGUCACCGCACACAAGGCAGCUUGCAGAGCGGCUGCAUUUAAUAGCACAGGUCAACUCAUUGCCACUGGUUCUCAUGACUCCUCGAUUAAGAUUCUGGAUGUUGAAAGAAUGCUUGCAAAAGGCAACUCUGGACCGGAACACUCGGCUCAGGAAACGCCACAGCAGCAGAUGGAAGCUCAUCCAGUCAUCCGAACUCUCUACGAUCAUACUGCGGAAGUCACCUGUGUGGAUUUUCAUCCCGACGCGUCACAGCAGAUUUUGGUGAGUGGGAGCAAAGACUACACCAUCAAGUUCUUCGAUUUCUCCAAUCCCUCUGUGAAAAAGGCGCAGCGCAGUAUUCCGGAGGCGUCACCCAUCAAAACCCUUCACUUCCAUCCCUCGGGCAACUACCUCCUCGUUGGUACUCAUCACAAGACUCUGCGUAUUUACAGUGUGAACACUUGUCAGUGCUUUGUAUCAGCGGUGCCGGAGGAUCAGCACAACGGUGCGGUGACGAUGGCAAGAUGGGCGCCCAAUGCCAAUUACUUUGUCACCUCUUCGGUCGACGGCAGCUUCAAGAUUUGGGACGGUGUUUCAGGACGCUGUGUCUCCACUUUCGAGGCGGCACACGACGGUCUGCCUGUCUGUUCGGCAGUUUUCUCGCGCAACUCAAAGUACGUGCUUACGUCGGGAAAGGACAGCGUGGUGAAACUGUGGGAGCUCUCGACAAGUCGUUGUCUCAUUAGCUACACUGGUGCCGGGACUUUGGGACUGCAUACCCAUCGCUCCAACGCUGUGUUCAACCACACCGAGGAUUACGUCCUUUUCCCGGAUGAGGUGACCAAAAGUCUGUGCUGCUGGGAUUCGCGCAAUGCUGAUCGCCAACGUCUGCUGCCACUUAGUCAUAACGGUCCGAUCCGGUGUUUCGUGCAUUCACCAACCACAGCGGCCUUUCUCUCCUGCAGCGAUGACAAUCGCGCGCGAUUCUGGUACAAACGACCCAUAUCUGACUAG